AGGAAAACAAAAUCGCUCUUCAGUCUUGUUUUGCGCGUCUCGUAGUGUAGUUAGGGUAAUGCUCAACGUUCAACGACAUGCCGCCACUCUUCCUCCUCCUUCUCGUGGCCGCCGCCGACGCCGCCAGAAACGUCAACGUCUCCAAGUGCUGCCCCUUCUCCCACACCCUCACAAACAAAAAUAAGUGUGUUCCCGUGACCGCCCCCGAGUGGAACCUGCGGGUGUAUAGCCCCACCUCCCGCAAGUACCUUCCCUUGAACCAGGUCCCCCCGAACUGGCAUCUCCAGGAGGCCGUCAAACCGCCGUGCUCGAUUCCGGGGCUGCUCACCACGUCCACGUUGGGGAGUUACGUUCCCUUCCAGAACGGCUCCCUCUUCGUGGUGCACAACAACAAGCUGGUGCAUCCUCCGGACUACUGCAUCGAUUACAACGCCGUGCUGUAUUGUCUCCAGGAAUCGAAGGUGGUGGUGCCGCCUGGGAAUUAUUACGUGGUGGAGGAUGCGGGUGGAUCCCCUAAGAUCAUGAUCUUUCAGGAAAACGUGACAGGUGUGAUUGUCGAAAAAGCACAAGCGCAAGAUGUUAGGUUCAUCAUCUAUCCGAUUGGGUUGGCUCUGGGAGCCGUCUUCUUGGCGGCUACUCUUGCGGCUGGUGCUAUAUUACCAGCCAGCCACCACGUGCUGCACUGGAGGUGCCAAACCAACUACGUCGCGUGUCUUCUUGGAGGUGAUGUUCUUCUGUGCAUCACACAUCUGUCGGGAAGGAUGGACCCCGCAGUUUGUGUGCUAAUUGCCGUAUCGAUGCAUUUCCUCUUUUUGGCGGCCUUCUUCUGGCUGAACACCAUGUGCUUCAACAUCUGGUGGACUUUUCGAGAUUUGAGGCCCCAAAGCGUCGAAAAGAGCCAGGAAAGGUGCAGACUACGACUGUAUAUGAUGUAUGCUUGGGGGGUUCCCUUCAUCAUUGCCGCAACGGCGGCCAUUUUGGAUUCAGUACCGGAUAGCUCUGAUUUCCUGAGGCCGAAAUUUGGAGUCAACACCUGCUGGUUCUAUGGCAAGAUGGAGAUUUUGACGUUCUUCUACGGGCCCAUAGGUGUCCUACUUAUGGUGAAUUUGGCCCUUUUUGCCCUUACAGCGAGGGAACUGACUUGCGGAUUAUGGAAACGAGAGCUGGUCAAGUCUACGUCGGAACGGGCUGCUCUAGGUCGUGUCUGUAUGAAGUUGGUCGUGGUAAUGGGGGUUAGUUGGAUAGCAGACGUCCUUUCAUGGGCGGUUGGUGGUCCUCAGGAACUCUGGUAUUUGACCGAUUUGAUAAAUUGCCUUCAAGGUCUUUUCAUUUUUAUAGUGGUGGGCUGCCAACCUCAGGUUUUAUCAGCAGCAAAAAGGCUUUGGUGUUCUCGUAUGCAUAGAGCUAAUGGGACUGCUGGUACGACCAACCAUCAGUCUUAUAGUUCACAAGGUUUACCAUCCAUGGGUGACACGGUAACUAAUCACAGUGUUACCAACAACACCAAAUCGGUUCCAUUGGAGACUAGCUGUUAAUGGGUGAUAUGUCUUAGCGACAAUGUAAAGAAAUUUAUUUUUAUACGUGGAUUAAACUAGUCAAGUUUUGAAAAUUUGGACGUAGAUAGAAUCAUUCCGUUGUGUUCUUUUUAUUUAUGACUGAUUUUUGUGUAUUUAUCUUGUGACGAAGUUAGAAUUAGUUCCUUAUUUAUGUUGUUGUUAACUUAAGCGUUGUAAAUAUGUCUUUCUCACUAUAGGUUAAGAUUGAGUUUUAUGUUUUAACGACGCCCAGUAUUACGGUAGUUUGUUUUUAAGACUAUCCUGUUUUUUGUGUACAAAUUUUUUAAGUUUUUGUAUAAAUAUGUAAAAGUCAAA
Zophobas morio is the source of this 1871-nucleotide messenger RNA. RefSeq names its product probable G-protein coupled receptor Mth-like 1. Gene Ontology annotation, molecular function: G protein-coupled receptor activity. Gene Ontology annotation, biological process: cell surface receptor signaling pathway; G protein-coupled receptor signaling pathway. The record is from RefSeq and is a predicted model, not a curated record. The transcript has 7 exons. Gene Ontology annotation, cellular component: membrane. NCBI's taxonomy places the organism in Eukaryota, Metazoa, Arthropoda, Insecta, Coleoptera, Tenebrionidae. The coding region runs from base 78 to 1535 and encodes 485 amino acids.